Messenger RNA from Brienomyrus brachyistius, 3758 nucleotides. It is a transcript of the gene znf598, whose product is annotated as zinc finger protein 598. The record is from RefSeq and is a predicted model, not a curated record. Gene Ontology annotation, molecular function: ribosome binding; ubiquitin protein ligase activity. The transcript is spliced from 12 exons. Gene Ontology annotation, biological process: rescue of stalled cytosolic ribosome; protein ubiquitination. NCBI's taxonomy places the organism in Eukaryota, Metazoa, Chordata, Actinopteri, Osteoglossiformes, Mormyridae. Bases 137 to 2821 code for a protein of 894 amino acids.
CUGGUACUCUUGGUGGCGGCUGUUGUUACGUAACGCGAGAGCUUAGCGGCGUGGUGGACUGUCGGCUCUCCUAGCAGCAUUAGCCAGCUGCUCCUGCACAUACGAACCCGAUAGGAGCCUUUACUGCGGUACAGAUAUGGAAGCAAAGUCCCUCAAGGAGGCCGAAAGGACCUGUGUGCUCUGCUGCCAAGACGUCGACAUUUACGCCUUGGGAAAAUGUGACCACCCGGUGUGCUACCAGUGCUCCACCAAGAUGAGGGUGCUCUGCGAGCAGAAGUACUGCGCCGUCUGCCGGGAGGAGCUUGACAAGGUUGUUUUCAUCAAGAAGCUUGAACCUUUUGCUGCCAUUGACACCAGGCGAUUUUCAUGUGAGAGGAAAUAUGACAUUUAUUUCUGUGAUGGCAAGACGUACUCACAGUUCAGGAGGAUCUUGCAGUCUGAAUGUCCCCAGUGUCCAGAACCGAGGGUGUUCGCUACUUUUGAGGAACUGGAAUAUCACAUGAGGAAACAGCAUGAGCUGUUUUGCUGCAAACUGUGUGCGAAACAUUUAAAGAUAUUCUCCCACGAACGAAAGUGGUACAAUCGGAAGGACCUGGCACGACACCGAACGCAGGGCGACCCCGAUGACACCUCGCACCGGGGACACCCUCUGUGUAAAUUCUGUGAUGAUCGGUACCUGGACAACGAUGAGUUACUGAAGCACCUGCGCAGAGAUCACUAUUUCUGUCACUUCUGCGACUCUGACGGAGCUCAGGAGUAUUACAGCGAUUAUCCAUACUUGCGCGACCACUUCCGUGAGAGCCACUUCCUGUGCGAGGAGGGCCGCUGCAGCACUGAGCAGUUCACCCACGCCUUCCGCACUGAGAUCGACUACAAGGCCCACAAGGCAGCCGCCCACAGCAAGAACCGGGCCGAGGCUCGGCAGAAUCGGCAGAUUGACCUGCAGUUCAACUACGCACCAAGGCAUCCAAGAAGGAAUGAAGGUAUCGGAGGGGAAGAUUACGAAGAAGUGGAUCGCUUCAACCGGCAGGGGAGAUCGGGGCGGGGUGGGGCUCGAGGGGCCCCACAGAACCGGAGAGUGAGCUGGAGAUACGACAGGGAAGAGGAAGACCGAGACAUCGCUGCUGCCGUGAGAGCCUCCAUCGCCGCACGUAAACAGGAGGAGAGGAGACAGGCCUCAGAACGAGAGGCGCCCAAGGCACGGAAAGAGGAGCUGAUGGACGUGGAGGAGACCCGAAACAACAAGAGGGCAGCCAGGCCACCUGGGGAAUCUCUAACCUCCAAGGAUGUUGGUCAGCCUGCUGGCCCCAAGGAUCUCCAGAAAGGAGAAGACUUCCCGCUUUUAGCAAUUCCGGCUGCAAACACACCCCCAGCCGCUACAAGCUUGACAAAGCCAGCCGGCAUGAAGCUGCAGGAUGCCGAUUUCCCCCGUCUGUCUGGCUCAUCCCCAUCCCCCCUCAUGACUCCAGCGUACACUGCGCAGGCCCGGAAACCUUCUGCCUUCCAGGAGGAGGACUUCCCGGCACUAGUCCCCAAAAUCAGUCUCCAGAAGCCUGUGGGCAGCGCGACCUCGGCCUGGUCCCAGUGUGGCAACAAGAAUGUCGUGCAGCCUUCAAAGCCGACCCCUGUGCUCGGGCCGGCAUUCUCCUCCCCUGCCAGCCGCCCCCCACCCUCUUCUGCCACCUCUCAGCUUAGGAAGCCCCAAACAGGUGGGGGUAAAGCUCCAGCCAGAGUCAGGUCCCCAUCAUCUGAGGAGGAUGAUGAGCCCGGCAGAAGCGCUCAGGACAUCCGCAGCGUGCCCACCAUGUUGGACAUCUCGUCGCUGCUGACAGGUACCUCUCAGCAGAGCUCCAAGGUGAACAAGAGGAAGAAGCAGCCUGUGCCCCCCCCACCUGGGAGCCGUCCCCCUGGGGACUCCGUUUCCAGCGCAGCCCAGAAGGAGAAUGUUCCAGAGGCUAACCAGCCCCCGGCACUUAUCCCUCCCAAACCAGCAACAGCCCCAAAAGCCAGCCCUUUCUUUAAUGGGCACAUAGACAAGCCUUCAGAGAAACCCAAUUGUGUUCCGAAAGAACCUCCUGGACUGGAAAAGCAUCCUGUAUCCGAUCCCUGUCUGCUUCCCGGAGAAGAAGACUUCCCUGCUUUGAUACCAAAAAAGCUGCCACCUCCAGGGUUCAAAAGUACAUUCCCAUUGAGUGGCUCCCAGAAUGGUGUGCCGCCCCCUCCCCCUGGAUUAGCAGCCCCUCCCAGCAAGCCUCCUCCCGGAUUCACCGGAAUCCCUUUGAACGCCAAUGUCGAUCCUGCAGUCCCGGCAGCUAAUGAAUCAGCGCAGUCACCAAGGACCUACCUCAGACCAGAGAAUUUCCAGGAAAGAAACAUGGACCUGAUACAAUCAAUAAAAAAUUUUCUCCUGAAUGAUGCAUCUAAGUUCAAUGAAUUUAAAACGUAUUCAAUACAGUUCAGACAGGGCGUCAUCUCUGCAGCACAGUACCACCAGAGCUGUCGGGAUCUCCUGGGGGAGAACUUCAAGAGGAUCUUCAAUGAGCUCCUGGUGCUCCUCCCAGACACCGAGAAGCAGAGGGAGCUCCUUGCCGCUCACGGGGAUUUCAAGGCCCUGGAGAAGCAGUCCAGUAGCAAACAUAAGAAAAACAAGAAGAGCGCCUGGCAGACCGGUUCCGGCAACAGCAGUCUGGAGCUCGACUGCCAGGUCUGUCCCACCUGUAGGCAGGUCGUGGCCCAGAAGGACUUUACUGCCCAUAAGACUCUGCACAUGAACGAUGAUGACUUCCCAUCUCUGCAGGCCAUCAGCAAGAUCAUCAGUUAACCCAUGGUAGAUGGCUAUAAUCAGAAGCUAGCCAACAUCCCAGAAUCUCCGCAUUGUAGGAAAACAAGCGGUGUUUUAGUGAAUAACCUGGAGAUGGUGCACAUCCCUGAAAUACAGCAGUAAGACAUGCUGUCUGGUAUGAGGUGAUCUGGAAGGAGGAAGCUGAUAUAAAUGAAUGGAUGCCAAUUAAGAACGACUGCAAACCUGUCCGAAAAGGUCACUGCUGAUUUUGGAUCUACUGAAUUGUUUCACAGCUAGGAGUUGUUUCCCAGAAGGCAAUUAAUAUCUGCUUGGAAUUGUUAAAUUAUUACUGGUGGUGUUCUUUGAAGCUUGAACUUUUGCUUAUUUCUUAUAGAAAUGUAAAAAUUUAAAAUUAUUAUAAUAAUCUAAUAUUUCAAAUUUUGGAUGGUUUUUUUCUGGGAAGUAGUAAUGUAGCAGGCAGUAAUUUUUUUUCUCCUUUGUUUUGUAAACGUUUCUAAAGAUUCAAAAACAGUGCGGCUGUAGUCUUACUAUUUCAAUAAAAAAGUACCGGGGGAUUAAAAGACAGUCAAAAAUGUUUAAUAGACUUAUUCUAGCACUGAAAAAGCAGGGUUAUGUAUUGGUUUAAUGAAUGCUAUACAGAGUCAUCUGUGUUAAAUGACAGGUGAACAUACUGCCGGUUAACCAAGAGCAGUGCACUUCAAGGCAGAUGAGGCCAUCUAUUGCCUGUCUGCAGUUUGGGGAUGUGUACUGAAUUCCCAAGUCAUGUGUGCAGGCCUGAUCGAAGUCCAAGUUAGGCCUGAGCUGAAUUUCACGAAUCAGAAAAACUCCCAUUCCAUGUGUGCAAACUGUUAUAGCACGUUCAUUUGUUAGCAGAUGAACACUAAUUUGGUAGCUUUAAAGAGCUGUUUGGAGUAAAGUUUCUAGGAGUAAAAAUUUCCUUAAAAAUAAUCAACAA